Labeo rohita (rohu) is the source of this 1645-nucleotide messenger RNA. It is a transcript of the gene chtopa, whose product is annotated as chromatin target of PRMT1a. The transcript has 6 exons. Lineage: Eukaryota; Metazoa; Chordata; Actinopteri; Cypriniformes; Cyprinidae. The record is from RefSeq and is a predicted model, not a curated record. Bases 318 to 1046 code for a protein of 242 amino acids.
UCCUAGCUCGCGCAGUUGUUAGCACCAUUUUGUGAUGAAUGAGGGGAGGGGAGGCAGAUAGAGUUGCGGAUUAGUAGUAGAUUGGUGUUAAAUAGCCUGUUUUGUGGGAUAUAGUUUUGUUUUUAAGUUUUUAAAUAUAUUUAGAAGAGGGGCGGUAGUCGUACAAUUUUCGGGCUUGAAGUAGAGAAGUUUGGAGUGUGAUUUUGUCGAGUCAGUCAGCUGCUCCAGCGACGCGCUAAGCUACACAGCUAACACAUCUGCCCUCAAUCAACUAGUCUUUCAGAGAAAAGGAGAGAUCCCUGCAAGUCUGAAGAAACAUGAGCGCCCCUUCUUCUCAAAAAGUCGUGCUGAAAAGCACCACCAAGGUGUCCCUGAAUGAGCGCUUCACAAACAUGCUGAAGAACAAGCAGCCGACAGUGAGUAGCAUCCGGGCGACCAUGCAGCAGCAGCACAUGGCCAGUGCGAGGAACCGCCGGCUCGCUCAGCAGAUGGAGAACAGGCCCUCUGUGCAGGCUGCCCUGCAGCACAAACAGAGCCUGAAGCAGCGACUUGGGAAGAGCAACAUCCAGGCCAGACUGGGUCGGCCCAUCGGCUCGCUGAUGCCGGGCGGUGGCAGAGGACGAGGUUUUCCCGGAGGAUUGCGUGGAGCUGGACGAGGACUGCGGGGAAGAGCGAGAGGCGGUGCCAUGAGAGGAGCACUCUCUCUUAGAGGUGCAGGUCAGAUGAGAGGUAGAGGUGGUCCUGGGCGUAUCGGUCUCCGUCGAGGCAUGCGUCAGCGCGGAGGACCCGCAGGACGAGGUGCUCUGGGUGGCCGAGGAGCAGCACGUGGAGCACCUGGAGGAAGAGGCCGUGGGGGUCUGAGAGGUCGUGGAGGCUUUGCAGGAAGGGGUCGUGGACGCGGCAGAGGCCGAGGAGCAGGUCGUCCCGCCGUCACACGUGAGCAGUUGGACAACCAGCUCGAUGCUUAUAUGUCCAAGACCAAGGGACAUCUGGAUGCAGAGCUGGAUGCGUAUAUGGCCCAGGCGGAUCCUGAGAGCAUGGAGUAACCACUGAGUUGAGAGAAUGAGAACAGCUCCCCAAAGAUCUGCAGAUAAUAGACUGAUUGUUUGACAAGAUACACAUCCAGUACAAUUAAAGCUGUUGCUCUUGGACACUCCCUGACAAGACAUUUUAAACUUGAAGGUUGUACAAAGUUAUGUAUCCAUCCCCAGUAUCUUCAACGAUUUGAGUCGCCACUCGUGUUUUCUAAACUGAACUCUGUCCAUCAUAAAAGCCUAUCACAAUUAACACAAGUCCUCUUAGCAAACUUUUGGCUGUAAAGUGAAGGAAAAAAAACAUGUUUUACAUUGAAAUAUAAUAAUGGAGAUUGUGUUUUUGUUUUUUUGGCUGAAAUUCUGAAAAUGACCCCAUGUUUGAGGAGCUGUGAACUUGAACCAAGAACAUUUGAUCAUCUGGUGUUAAAAUGUGGUUUAUAUAGAUGAACAGAUGUUAAUUACCGUAAUGUUCUACAAAUGAAACGUACCUUUUAUUAUUGUAUUUUUAUUAUGUUUUAAAGUAGAACUUUUAUUCAGUAUACGCAAACUUGACAUGUCUUUUUUGUGUCACAAAAGAUGUUUUAAAAGUAUAUUGUAACCCACAAACUUUU